Messenger RNA from Perca flavescens (yellow perch), 994 nucleotides. RefSeq names its product sulfotransferase family 4A, member 1 (gene sult4a1). The coding region runs from base 1 to 855 and encodes 284 amino acids. The transcript is spliced from 7 exons. Gene Ontology annotation, molecular function: sulfotransferase activity. Lineage: Eukaryota; Metazoa; Chordata; Actinopteri; Perciformes; Percidae. The record is from RefSeq and is a predicted model, not a curated record.
AUGGCUGAGAGCGAGGUAGACACGCCAAGCACGCCCAUUGAGUUUGACAGCAAAUACUUCGAGUUUGAUGGAGUGCGGCUGCCACCCUUCUGCAGAGGGAAGAUGGAGGAGAUCGCCAACUUCUCGCUCAGAAGUAGCGACAUAUGGAUCGUCACCUACCCGAAGUCAGGCACUAGUCUACUUCAGGAGGUGGUGUAUCUAGUGAGUCAGGGAGCAGACCCAGAUGAGAUCGGCCUCAUGAACAUCGAUGAACAGCUGCCCGUCUUAGAGUACCCCCAACCUGGCCUGGACAUCAUACAGGAGCUGACAUCCCCUCGUCUGAUCAAAAGCCAUCUCCCCUAUCGAUUCCUCCCCACGGCCAUGCACAACGGAGAGGCCAAGGUGAUCUACAUGGCUCGUAACCCUAAGGACCUGGUGGUGUCUUACUACCAGUUCCACCGCUCUCUCAGGACCAUGAGCUACCGGGGAACCUUCCAGGAGUUCUGCCGGCGCUUCAUGCAUGACAAGCUGGGAUAUGGUUCCUGGUUUGAACAUGUUCAGGAAUUUUGGGAACAUCGUAAUGACUCUAAUGUCCUCUUCUUGAAAUAUGAAGACAUGUACAAGGAUCUGGGGCCAUUGGUGGAACAAUUAGCCCGGUUCCUGGGUGUUUCCUGUGACAAGGCUCAGCUGGAGGGCAUGGUGGAGAGCUGCAACCAGCUCAUUGAGCAGUGCUGCAACUCGGAGGCGCUGUCCAUCUGCAGGGGUCGUGCAGGUCUGUGGAAGGAUGUCUUCACUGUGUCUAUGAAUGAAAACUUUGACGCUGUUUAUAGACAGAAGAUGGGCAAGUCCGACCUGACCUUUGACUUCUGCCUGUGAGGAGCACCUGACGCCACUCUCUACCCUCACGGAUCGGCUCCAGUACAGUUGACCAAACCCACGCUCCUACUGUACGCUUCCAUUCAGUCAAUAUGUCUGAAGUCCAAUGGUACAGUCUGACAGUGGGAUUUCACUCCAA